Molecule: messenger RNA, 1101 nt
Organism: Mesocestoides corti
Lineage: Eukaryota; Metazoa; Platyhelminthes; Cestoda; Cyclophyllidea; Mesocestoididae
Source: the annotation of a GenBank genome assembly
AUGCCCUCCAUGUUCAUAUCUUUUCAGUCAGCACUAAAGGAGGUUUUUGCAGUGACAGUGCAAAAGGAGGAGGAACUUAACUGCCAAACCGCUGCCAUUGCAUUGGGCAAACCAAUAAUCGGUGCACAGGAAUGUAAACUUUGGUUUGUUUGGGCACGCCCGUUUUCCGCCUGGAAGUUUAUAACCCAAUUUGGGUGUGAUGUUGACGCGUAUUUCGCAUUUACAGCAUGCCUACUGCAGAAGUAUGCCUUCACACCGCGAUUCGCCACACACCGUCAGUGCCUGGCGUCCUUCGGGGAGCGGACCCCGGGCGCGUCAACUCAGCGACGGAGCCCAACUGCACUGGAGUUAGCCAACGCGGGUUUCUUCCACACGGGCCGAGGCGACGAGGCCGUCUGCGGCGCCUGUUUCCUCGGUCUGCGCGACUGGCAGCCCUCCGAUGUGGACGCGGAGGCGGUGCACGCGCGGUUCGCCGGUGCCGGUCACUGCCUCUACCUCCUGACACGUCGUCUCCUAACCUCGGUCCUGCCGCUUGCCCGCAAACGACUCUCGCCGGUCAAUGCGCCUCCCCAACCUGACGUUGACGACGUCAUCGACCGACUUGGCGUCAUCGCGAGGGAGAUUUCUGGACGGAACGACAGCUGCUGGCCUGUUGAGAACGCUCGAGCACUGGGCUACUCAGACGAUCUAAUUGCCCUCGCACUGUGGCGGCUGCAAGCUGAAAAGAAGGUGGAUCAGGCCUCACGACCUGUCUGGACGAUUGAUCCACAGGGAACAGCGAGUCUUUUGAAGGCAAUAUUGCGGGUGCAGGAGAGCGGCCUAGGCGACGAGGAGACGGCGGACAACGACAACGAAGAGGAGGGGGAGGCGGAGGAGGAGAAGGAGGGGUCGGAGUGUGGUGGCGAGGGUAGCUCCCCGCUUGAAGACGCCGAGCUGGUGGGACUGUCUCGACGGAAAUUGACGGCUCCACCGAAACCGCGUUUGCCCUGUCUGUCGCAGAUGCUCCAGUGGUGGGCGGAAACGUGGCUCACCAAGCCACCCCUCAGGGCUCCCGGCGUGCCAGCCGUCGUGCGUAGAAAGGCCAACUCCACGUCUGCUUAG